This is a messenger RNA of Hirsutella rhossiliensis, 1923 nucleotides long. RefSeq lists its product as uncharacterized. The coding region runs from base 1 to 1923 and encodes 640 amino acids. Lineage: Eukaryota; Fungi; Ascomycota; Sordariomycetes; Hypocreales; Ophiocordycipitaceae. The record is from RefSeq and is a predicted model, not a curated record. The transcript is spliced from 2 exons.
AUGGCGAGCAGCAACGAGGAGCUGCUCCGGCGCCCUCUCUACGUCUAUGACCUUCCCGGUCAAGUGUUGGAAACGUUGACGCUCAAGGACGACGCCGACACGGCCGGAGUCGUGGGCAGAGAACCGUCUCCGGCGCCGAGCUCAAGCGUCGCGGCCGACAAUUCCGUUGGCUCCCAAUCUUGCUCUUUAUGCGGCUUGGCCUUCACUGCUGUUCUGGAUCAGCGCAGCCACCUCAAGUCCGAUCUCCACCACUACAACCUCAAGCAGAAGAUGCGGGGGCAGAAGCCUGUCUCCGAGGCAGAGUUUGACAAGCUGAUCGGGGACCUGGACGAGUCGCUGUCGGGGUCCGACUCGGACGACUCUGACGACGACGAAGAUGAUGGGCGUCCAGAGUCGACACUGACAGCCCUGCUGAAAAAGCAAGCCCGUCUGGCCGACAGGAGAGGCGACACAGAAGGCAACGACCCGGGCGAGGGCAGCGCAGGCAGACGCAACCGGGCUAAGCCGCCUCUGCUCUGGUUCAGCUCGCCCAUUCUCCCUGCCAAGACGUACUUUGGCCUAUAUCGGGCCAUUCUGACGGGCGAGGACCAGCGCAAUGCUGAUCUCGUCCAAGUCCUCAAGCAGAAGCAGGUCGCACCCAUAUCAAUGCCAAACCGUGCCAAGGACGGAACGCUACCGCCAGUGGCAUACAAGGGACCGCAUGUCUUCCUCUGCAUGAUAGGCGGCGGCCACUUCGCUGCCAUGGUGGUCUCCUUGGCCCCUCGCUCGUCCAAGGGGGGAGGAACAUCUAUGAACAGAGAGGCCACCGUGCUGGCCCACAAAACCUUUCAUCGAUAUACCACGAGACGGAAACAGGGUGGUUCCCAGUCGGCAAACGACAACUCCAAGGGCAAUGCCCAUUCUGCCGGUUCCAGCUUGCGCCGAUACAACGAGCAAGCGCUGGUCACUGAUGUUAGAGCCCUUCUUGGAGAUUGGAAAGCACUGCUAGACACGUCGGAGCUCCUCUUCAUUCGCGCCACUGGGACCACGAACCGGAGAACGCUCUUUGGCCCAUACGAGGGACAGGUUCUGCAGCACAACGACACGCGCCUCCGCGGCUUUCCCUUCAACACGAGGCGUGCUACCCAAAAUGAGCUUAUGCGGUCCUUCAUCGAGCUCACCCGCCUCAAGGUCCGAGAGUUUGAUCCCGCCCAGGAGGCCAAGGAGGAGCAGCCAGCGUUGGCGCCGACAAAGGCGCCGAGCUCCAAGCCGACCAAACCCAAGUUAUCAGAGGAGGAGGAAACAGCGCUCUUGCACACCUCGCAGCUGCAGGCAUUUAUUCGACGCUCGAAGCUGCCUGCUCUUCUCGUGUACCUCGGCAACAAUAACCUGAGCCCGGACUUUGAAUUUCAACCGUCGGACCAGCAUCAUCGCACGCCUCGGCCACUCCACCUUGCGGCCACUCAGAACUCGGCACCUUUGGUUCUGGGAAUUCUGACCAGAGCAGGCGCCGACCCGCUCGUAAAAACCGUCGAGGGAAGAACCGCGUUUGAGCUCGCAGGAGAUCGGUCGACACGUGACGCGUUUCGUGUUGCGAGAUCGGAGCUGGGCGAAAGCAAAUGGGCGUGGGACGAAGCAAAGGUGCCGUCGGCGAUAACCAAGGCGGAGGCCGACCGCAGAGAGGAGCGGGAGAAGAAAGACGCGGAGAGGAAGGAGUCGGAAAGGCGAAAGGCCGAGGAAGAGCGGCUGCGGUCUGAAGGCCCGUUGGUAGCUGACAAGAAACCCAGGGGCAACACUCUGGGAAACGCACUCACCAAGACGCCCCAAGAGCGCCGAGAGGAAGAAGCACGAGGACUGACACCCGAGAUGAGCAUGCGGCUCGAGCGGGAGAGGAGGGCCAGGGCGGCCGAGGAGCGGCUGCGGAAGAUGACGAGCGAUCGAUGA